This is a messenger RNA of Papaver somniferum (opium poppy), 2138 nucleotides long. Its product is annotated as protein-tyrosine sulfotransferase-like. Gene Ontology annotation, molecular function: heparan sulfate 6-sulfotransferase activity. Lineage: Eukaryota; Viridiplantae; Streptophyta; Magnoliopsida; Ranunculales; Papaveraceae. Gene Ontology annotation, cellular component: membrane. The record is from RefSeq and is a predicted model, not a curated record. The coding region runs from base 137 to 1765 and encodes 542 amino acids. The transcript has 14 exons.
AUUAAAGUUUGAGGAGGAGGAGAUCUUAAUUUGACUAAAGUAACAGUCAAGUAUAUAUAUCCAUGACCAUCAAGUUGUUGUGAGCUUUAGGAAUCUCAGAAUUUGAGCACAGUCAGUAGGAUUGUGGAAAAGGCGGAUGGCGAAGGAAUUGGCUGCCCUGGUAUUAGUGAUUCUCACAUUGAUGUGUGCAUCAUCAGUACAUGCAGUUCCUGACGAGGAAUUUUACACGGAGUGUGAAAACAUCGUUAAGAAGUGGGCAGCCUCUUCGCUGGAUGCAGAAGUUAAAGAUAAACAUACUUUGCAAGACUUGCUUUUCUUUCUCCACAUCCCCAGGACAGGAGGACGCACAUAUUACUACUGCUUCUUGAGAAAACUGUACACAAGUUACCUAGAAUGCCCUCGUUCUUAUGACAAGUUGCACUUCGAUCCCAGCAAACCAGAUUGCAGAUUAUUGGUUACUCAUGAUGACUAUAGUAUCAUGUCCAAGUUGCCGAAAGGAAGAACUUCUGUGGUCACAAUAUUAAGAAACCCAAUUGAUCGUGUUUUUAGCGCUUAUGAGUUUUCGGUGGAGGUUGCAGCGAGGUUUUUGGUACAUCCAAACUUAACUUCCGCUAUUCAGAUGAGUAAUAAAGUACGUUCAGGAAAUAUCGGUGUAAGUACAUUGGACAUAUGGCCAUGGAAAUAUUUGGUUCCUUGGAUGAGGGCGGACCUUUUUGCCCGGAGAAAUGGAAGAGAACAUGGGGAUUUUAGGGAGAUCAAAGAAACGAAGAAUCCGUAUGAGAUGAAAGAUAUUGUUAUGCCCUUUGAGGAAUUCAUUAAUAGUGCUGAGGCUUAUGAUAUCCUUCACAAUGGAGCUACUUUUCAGAUUGCAGGACUGACAAACAACUCUUAUUUAGAGGAUCGUGAAGUGCAUUCUUGUGUGAUGAGUUAUCAGAGUCUUGGCAAAUAUGUGCUUGAAGUUGCAAAGAAAAGGUUAGACAAUAUGUUAUAUGUUGGACUUACUGAACAUCACAAGGAAUCUGCAACAAUUUUUGCGGAUGUGGUUGGGAAACAGGUAUUUUCGCAGUUGCAAGCAUUGAGCUCCAACUUUACGAGAACUACCAGCAAUAAAACAGAAGUGAUGUCUUCAUCUACUGAUUCUGAGAUUGCAAAAAGUUUUCGAACUAAGGAACGGAAGGCAAUUGAAAUACCUUCGUCCAAUAAUGCCCAAUCAACAAAUGAAACUAUGACCGUUGAAGAACUGAUGGAAGCAUACGAUGGAUGCAGUUCUUCCUUACGAAAGACUCAAGCACGUCGGCGGACCUCUUCAUUUAAGAGAAUCUCUCCAGCAAAUUUCUCAAAAGAGGCACGGCUUCAGGUUCCUGAAGCUAUUCUCCAGAAAAUAAAAUCACUUAACAGCCUUGAUAUGGAGCUUUAUAAACAUGCCCAACACAUCUUUGAGCAACAAAAAAAUCGUCUGCUGCAGAAAACCGUUCAAGUGGAGGUUCCAGGGGAUGAUAGGUUCAACGAGGAUCCACAUAAGCAUGCUGAACACAUCUUUGCGCAGCAAAAAGUUCCUCCCGUGCAGAAGUCAGUUAAAGUGGACAUGCAAAAGGAUGAUGGGUUCAAGGAGGAUCAAUAUGGAGUUCUGGUCUUUAUUCUUAAGAACAUUCUAUUUGGAAUCACAGUUUUGUUUUCCGUUGUGCUCGUAAUGCUCCUUGUAAGCUCAAAAAUACGAAGGUUGAGGACGAAGUUGCAUAAGUGGUUUAAUGUGCGACGACUUUGAAGCACAUUCUCCAUCCUUAUAGGUCAUGGAUGUCAUAACAUAACCCAUUUACCGUGAAUCCGUUCUAAUUUAACCUCAGAAAAAAACUUCAUUUGAACAGUUGAAUUGGUUAGCAUCGUUUUUUUUAUAAGCAAAAAAUAGGUAUUUUAGAAUACCUCUUUGUUGCUGGAUGAUGAUGAUGAUGAUGAUGAGGGUACCAAGGUUUGAUCCCAGACCUACUGGGUGGUUGAUCACGAUGACAACCACUGAGGUGUUGGGGAGUUGGUGCUAAGUAAUUUAAUCAAAUUUUAUGAAUUUUGUAGAAUUUGCCUUUGUAGUAGCAUCAGAUAAACAUUUCAUAGUCAAUUUUCGAAAAUGCUUUGCUGUUGUGUUU